This is a messenger RNA of Marmota monax (woodchuck), 12672 nucleotides long. RefSeq names its product protein tyrosine phosphatase non-receptor type 4 (gene Ptpn4). Gene Ontology annotation, molecular function: protein tyrosine phosphatase activity; cytoskeletal protein binding. Gene Ontology annotation, cellular component: cytoskeleton; cytoplasm; cytoplasmic side of plasma membrane. NCBI's taxonomy places the organism in Eukaryota, Metazoa, Chordata, Mammalia, Rodentia, Sciuridae. The coding region runs from base 9477 to 12278 and encodes 933 amino acids. The transcript is spliced from 27 exons. Gene Ontology annotation, biological process: protein dephosphorylation. The record is from RefSeq and is a predicted model, not a curated record.
UUAAAAAGUGAUAAAUACUGUAACAACAUUUAUUGGUAAUCACCAUUGUAAUAUUUUUUAUUCCUUCUGGAUAGUUGUCAAUACUUAUUUAUAUUAUAUAUAGAUGUAUAAUAUAUAGACAUAUAGCAUAUAUACCUGUAUUUUUUUUUCCUGGAAAAUUGUGUAGUCAAGAUAUAAUUUUAAGUCAAAUAUAAGGGAAACAGAUCUGGUUUGGAAUCUAGUCUCAAAAACCUUGUGCAUGUCAGAGAAAACAUUCUACAUUUUACCUAACUUUUGUAUUUACAUACAUGAAUAGAGCACAGUGAAUCCUAACAUAAAGUAUAUCUACAAGACACUAAUUAAAAAAAAAAGCUGUAAGUUGCAUAAAGACCAGUAGGGUAGAGGGAAGAAAGGAGGGACUGAAUUAGAGCAAAUUAUAUUUUAUGCUUUUGUGAUUAUGUCAAAUGUAUCCUAAUGUUUUAUAUAACUACAAAGAAUCAUUUAAAAAAACCCUUGGGCAAAUUAUGUAACAUCUGAACCACUUGGCCUUUUAUUGUGGAGAUUAGGAUAACAUAUAUAAAGCAUCUAGCACUGUGUUUAAAUAGAUGAUCAGUAAGUGGUAGUUGGUAUUACUAUUUUUUCCAUUUUCCCAUUCCCAUGUUCAUGAAUAUAGUUUAAAUGUUUGCUUAAACUCAGGUGAUAUUCCAUAAUUUAUUUAGUCGAUUGCCUCUUGUUAACUUUUAAAAAUUUUCCUCAGUCUAAAACUGUAGGACUGGGAUAAUGGUCCAGGGUUAUGCCAAAUUUCUCUCUCAAAAUUCUUACAAUGGGUAGUCUUGUUUUGAAAAAGAUGUUAAUUUGAUUGUAUAGUUUUGCUUUGUUAUUUUAAUUAAUGUGUUUUUGAAAUUUUUGGUUUAUUGGGAAAUGAUGUUGUAAGCAUUUCUUUACCUCUUAAUAGAGUGAGAGCAAUGGCAUAAAGGAAAAUAAGGCAUGAUUCUUGUUCUUGAGCUCAAAUUCUAGAGUGGUAACACAUGUCAACAAACACAAUUCAGAGUGACAGUGAAAUAAGAUCUGGGGGAAAUGAGAAGUGGUAUUUGGAAUAUGGUCUUGAAGGAUGAGUUGGAAUUGAUCUGGGUAGAGAGAACAGUGUGUACAAAAAGUCAGAAGUACGAAAGAGUACGUAGUGUGUUUGGAGAAAUGCAAGUUGUCUUGUGUAUAUUCACCUCUUGAUGGGUGUCGUAUCUACUCCUGUGUGUGAAUCUGUUUGUGCAUAUGUGUUGACUAUUGAGGGAGACAAGCCUAGUUAAGGAUUCUUAUGUUUGGGCAAUGAAAGGGAUCAUAUUAAGACCUUUAGAACAGAGCUUCACGUUGGGUAUGUUGGAGCCUUAGGAUGGUUUCUUUUGGCUUCAUAGUCUUCUUGCUUUAUACAAUUGUGCUAAAAAAUUAUUUUGGUGGCAACUUGGGAAAAGGAUUGUGAAAAACAGUGUUGGAGAGUUUAUCCAUUCACUCUUGGCAGCCCCAUUUCAUAGUCAAGAAUAAAACGCAUACCAAGUCCUAAAGCAAGCAUAAAGAAGGUCAAGUCAAAGUCUCCCCUUCCUCCCCUAUCUUCCCUUCUUCUACCCACUCCUCAGUAUUUUCUUCAUUAUUGUUGUUGGGGGGGGGGGUAAUUUUUGGUGCAACUGUGUGGGAAAUCAGCAUUAACAAUUAGGAUAUUUGAAUAAGGGAAUAAGAUUGGAAAUAGGUUUUGAAAGGUAACUCGUGACUUCUAGGUAAUGAUACAAGGAUGUAAGAAUGGUGCAAGGAUGAGGUUAGAAAUGGGGUAGGGAGAUAAGUAAGGAUGAUCUUAGCAUGCCAAGUGAGGGAUAAUAAGGCUAGGAAUGGGGAAAUAAAAAUAAGAAUGUGAGAUUACUGAUUAGGUAGUUUCAUUAGAACUGUGAAAACUGAUUAGGUAGUUUCAUUAGAACUGUGACUCCAUUUGGAUAUGGGGGAAGGAGGCAAAAAGUUGAAAAUGAUUGCUAAGAUUUGUUCUUUGGCCACUUUUCUCCUUUGAGAAGGCCAAAUAAUUUUUAUUGAGUACCUUCAGUGAGCCAAGUAUUUUGCUAGGCACCAAGGUUGUCAUGAGUCCUUAUUGGAUUUUUAAAAAUUAACAUUUUGAAAUUCAAGCCUAAUGAAAAGUCUCAAGGAAAGUAGUUAGAGCGCCUGAACUGUCUAUUUGUUCAUUUGCCUGUUCAACCAAUUUUUAACAAUAUAUAUACUGUGUAUGUACCCAAGAUGAGCCUGGAACGUUUUGUUGUGCCUAACUUACUGUAGCAGGCUUAGUAAAAACUUCUUUCUACAUUUCCAGGGAUAACCUGGGCAUAUCUUUUUGCUAUGUCUAAUUGUAUUCUGUUUAAAUUUAUUUUUCACAUUUUUUUAUUGAUAUAGUUGUACAUAAUGAUGGGGUUUGUUGUUACAUAUUGGUACAUGUGCACAAGAUAACAAUAUUAUUUGGCCAGUAUCACUCCCUAGCACUUCCCUCUUCCCUCCCCUCUUUUUGUCCCCUGAUCCAGUCCCUCUUCUGAUCUCCUGUCAUGAGAUCCCUGACUACCCUGCCCACCCCCCACCACCUCUCUUUUCUUUUUUCCUCUCUAGCUUCGACAGAUGAGAGAAAAUGUACCACCCUUGACCUUCUCAGUUUGGCUUAUUUUGCUUAACAUAAUUAAUGACCUCAAGUUCCAUCCGUUUUUCUGCAAGUGGCAUAAAUUCACUUUUAUGGCUGAAUAAAACUCCAUUGUGUAUAUGUACCACAUUUUCUUUAUCCAUUAAUUCACUUAUGGACAACUAGGCUGAUUUCAUAGUUUGACUGUUAUGAAUUGUGCUGCUGUAAACAUGGGUGUAUGCAUGUAUCCCUAUAGUGUGGUGACUUUAAUUCUUUAGGAUAAAUACUGAGGAGUGGUAUAGCUGGGUCUAUGGUUGUUGUAUGCCUUGUCUUUUGAGGAAACUCCAUACCAAUUUCCAUAGUGGUUGUAUUAAUUUACAAUCCACCAACAGUAUAAAAGUGUUCCUUUUAUGUUUAUUAUUAUUAUAUUUGUAGUACAUUUGUAUUUCUUCUUUUGACAGCUACUAUUUAGUUUAAUUUGCCCAUUUAUUAAUUGGGUUAUAUGAUUUUUUUCUUUAUAUAUUCUAGAUAUUAGACCUCUUUUCUUUGGGGGUGAGUACUGGGGAUUGAACUCAGAGGCACUCGACCCCUGAGCCACAUCCCCAGCCCUAUUUUGUAUUUUGUUUAGAGACAGUCCACUGGGUUGCUUGGUGCCUUGCUUUUGCUGAGGCUGGCUUUGAACUUGGGAAUCCUCCUGUCUUAGCCUCCCCAGCCCCUGGGGAGGCAUGCGCUACUGCACCCAGCUAGAUAUUAGAGCUCUUUUGGAAGAGUAGACAACAAAGAUUGUCUCCCAGCAGAGGCCGCUGCCAAAGCCCAGAGGUCUUUCUCCAGGCAUGGUUGCCUCUCCCACACUGCUGCCCCCACCUUUGCCUAGAGGUUUUCUCUCUGGCGCCACAGAUGCCACUUCUACCUACACUGCUGCCUCAGUUGCCCGCUCCUCCCUGUCAUCACCUAGAAGUCUUUUCUCCAAGCGCUGCUACUACUGGUACUGCUCCUGUCAACUGAUUCACUUGGUGCCGCUGCCCUGGACUGCUGCUGCUGCUGCUGCUGCUGCUGCUGCUGCUGCUGCUGAACCACUGCUGCUGAUGUCCAGAGGUCCGCUGCCAGAGUGCCUGCAGGUUUGAUUACACAUGGCCACCUCCAUCUUGGGAUGCCAGCCAGCGCCUGGGGCCUGGGUGCCAGCCGGUUUGCAGCCACUGCCAUCUGAGGGCGAGCUGCCUCUGUUUGGGGACACCAGCGAGGAUCUGGAUGUUCAGUGUCAAAGUGCCUGCAGGGUUGGCUGCGCCUGAAGUCUUCCUAUAAGUUGUCCGCCAUCUUGCAGUGCCUUUUCAGGGUCACUUCCCUAUGUGAGUGCAUCCCUGGUCAUCUUCCUGCAAAUUAGAACAGCUUGGAGAUCUUGGGUCUGCAAUGUGACCAAGCUUGGGGUAUUGAAAUCCAGAUUAGAGGGAUGGUAGCUGGGUCUGUGUGGCAGUCCUAUGAAGAAUCAGACAGGUCUGAGAAAACUUUGAACUCUGAAGCAAGCAGUUGCUCAGUUUUCCAUUGAGCGCCCCCAUCCCCAUUUGAUGUGCUUUUGUUUUAAAUACUCCCCCCCCCUUCUCUAGCUAGCUACUAUUUUUGGUUCCAGGUAUUUUUUCAUGCAUCAGUUUGUUGAGGAUUUUAGUGUAUGGAUGGUAUUUUGCAUUUUAUUGUAUAUUAUAUUUUUAAUUUUUAUUAUAUAUAUUUUUCCUCUCGCUUGUCUGUUUUCCUGGAUUUCUGUAUUUUUUUCCCACUAAAGGUCAGUCUCUGUCAAUUCUUUCCCACUCUUAGAUUUUUGCUUAUGGCUUCUCUCCUCCUCCCUAAUGAACAUAGUGUCCUGCACCACUUCUGUUCUCUUUGUCCAGCAUUUGGAAUUGUGAACCCUUUUAACAAAUUUGCUAUGUAUAGUGUGGACAGUAAAUUAAACUAUUUCUUUUUGUUGUGAGAAAACUGUGGAAGUCUUCAUAGGAUCUAGUGGGUUUGGGGCUAUAUGUUGUUUACAUUGGGUGCUUUUGAUAUUGGUCUCCCCCCUUGAAGGUGAGGUGCUGGAAACCUUCAGGGACACCAUAGGUCUGCAGAGUAGAAUUUGUGUUGCCUUAGAUCCAUACUGCUAGAUUGGGAAACACACGAACAACAUGAAAAAACAAAGGAAUAAAGUGCCCCAAAUAAACCAAGAAGCUCCAGGGACAGAAUCCACUGACAACACAGUAGAAGAAAUGUCAGAGAGGGAGUUUAGAAUGUACAUAGUUAAACAGAUCUGCGAAAAAAAGGAUAGUAUAAGAAAUGAAAGAAAAAACACAGGAAGUGAAGGAUCGCUUCAAUACAGAGAGAUUGUGAAAAAAAAACCAAGCAGAAGUCCUUGAAAUGAAGGUGUCAAUAUACCAAACAAUGGAAGGCAUCACCAACAAACUAGACCUCUUGGAAUAUAGAACCUCAGGCCAUGAAGCUAAAAGAUAUAAUCUUGAAAAUAGAGUUGACCAUGCAGAGAAAAGAUGGUAAGAAACCAUGAACAGACAUCCAAACAAGAAUUAUGGGAUUAUAUGAAAAGACCAAAUUUAAGAGUUAUUGGGAUAGAUGAAGGAGCAGAGAUGCGAACUAAAGGAAUGCGCAGUCUUUUCAAUGAUAUAAUAUUGGAAAAUUUCCCAAACCUAAAGAAGGAAAUGUAAAAUCAAAUACAAAAGGCUUACAGAAUCCCAAAUGUACAAAAUUACAGCAGACACAUUAUAAUGAGAAUGACUAACACAGAGAAUAAAGAUAAAAUCUUAAAGGCCCUGAGAGAAAAAAUUCAAAUGACAUAUAGGGGGAAACCAAUUCAGAUCUCAACUGAUUUCUCAACCCAGACCCUCAAAGCUAGGAGGUACUGGAAUAAUAUAUUUCAAACUCAGAAAGAAAAUGGAUGCCAACCAAGAAUUUUUUAUCCAGAAGAAUUGUUUCAGAUUUGAAAAUGAAAUAAAAACCCUCCAUGAUAAACAAAAGUUAAAAGAAUUUGCAACUAGAAAGCCUGUACUACAGAAUAUUGUCAACAAAAUAUUCCAUGAGAAUGAAGUGAGGGGGAAAAAAAGUGAAAACCACCAGAGAUGAACAAUGCUAAAGAAAUGUCAAUCGAAGGAGAAACUAAGACAAAUUAAAAACCAUAAGUAAACCAAAAUGACUGGCAACACAAAUCGUAGCUCAAUAAUAAUCUUAAACUCAUCAAUCGAAAGACACAGACUGGCAGAUUGGAUUAAAAACAGGAACCAAUAAUAUGCUGUCUACAAGAGGCUUAUCUCAUAGGCAAAGACAUCUACAGAAUGAAGGUGAAAGGAUGGGAAAAAAACAUAUCACUCACAUGCAGGGUUUUCUAUCCUCAUAUCAGAUAAAGAGGACUUUAAGCCAAAGUUAAUCAGAAGGGACAAAGAAGCCCAUUUCAUACUGCUUGAGGGAAUUACACAUCAACAAGACAUAACAAUCAUAAAUAUCUAUGCCACAAACAGUGGAACAUCUCUGUACAUCAAACAAACCAUUCUAAAUUUUGAGAACCAGAUAGACCACAACACAGUAAUGCUGGGUGACUUUAAUAACACACCUCUCUCACUAUGGGAUAGAUCUUCCAAACAAAAACUGAAUAAAGAACUCUAGAUAUAAAUAACACUAAUCAAUAAUUUAGGCUUAACAGACAUAUAUAGAAUAUUCAUCUAUCAAUGAGCAAAUACACUUCUCAGCAGCACAUGGAUCCUGCUCUAAAAUAGACCGUAUCUUAUGCCACAAAAUGACUCGUAGCAAAUACAAAAACAUAGAGCUAAUACCCUCCAUCCUAUCAGAUCAUAAUGAAAUAAAAUUAGAAAUCAAUGAGAGAAUAAAAAAUAUAAGCUAUUGUAACACCUGGAGACUAAAUAAACAUUAUUGAAUGAUGAAUGGAUAACAGAAUAAAUCAAAGAUGAAAUAAAAAAAAUACAGAGAUGUAAAUGAUGAGAAUAGUGAUAAAACAUAACAAAAUCUGUGGGACAUCAUAAAGGCAGUGCCUUGGCCUCCCAGAUUGCUGGAAUUUCAGGUGUGCGCGACCAUGCCCAGCUACAAUGACAUUUUGACAACUCCAAAACCCACAAUAAGAUGGCAAUAAUUUGAAAGGAGGGUAGGGAGUUAUCCCAGAUACCUUCUAAAAUUCAUUCAGGGCAAUUAUUUUGAUAGCAAGUAUUGGUAUAUGAUUUUGUUUAACCAUCUUUCAAAUAACCACUAUAAUUUCUGUCCCUUAAUCUUAAAAAGUGAUAAGAUGUAUGUAUCAUUAAAAAGAAAAAUAAAUGAUAUUUUUCUUGAUGCUAUCUCCUCAUCCUCCAUAAUCCAGGAAAGUCCUUCUUCCCUUUAUGGUCAAAUUUCAUAAAAAGUUGUUUAGUUUAUAAUCAGUAUUUGUCUAGUUUACCUUUCCACAUUCAAAGUAGCUUACUAUGUUAAUGUUUUAUAAACAUAUAUGUUUUUUCAUUUAAAUAUACCUUGGAGAUCAUUUGACUUUAGUGUUUAGAGAACUCCCAACCUUUCUUCCAUCCAAUAUAGUGACAUACUCUAUUGUGUAGAUACGUUGUUGUUGUUGUUUUGAUAUGUUGUUUUUAAAAAAAUAUUUUUAGUUGUAGAUGGACACAAUGCCUUUGUUUUAUCUAUCUAUCUAUCUAUCUAUUUUUAUGUGGUGCUGAGGAUCAAACCCAGUGCCUCACACAUGCUAGGCAAGUUGCUCUACCACUGAGCCACAACCUCAGCCUUAGAUAUACUGUUAAGCUAACUUGUUUUGAAUAUUUAAGCUCUUACUAUACUUGGAUUCUUUUAUUCUUCUCCUGUGUAACUUAUUUGCUUUAACUUCUUUUCUGUCUGAAUUGGGCUCCCAUGAGGCAUUGUGCAUUAAUGGUUUGCUCGACUUUGUGUACCUGAAGUCCUCUAAUGCCUCGUGGGACCAACCUUUUAAACUUUGUGGCUAAGCCAGACUCUAUCCUCCUUAUUUCAGUUGCUUACAUGAAAAAAUGGUAGCAAAAGAAAAAGGGAUAAAACUAAUAUUUGUUAAACUCUACUGGUUGUUUUUAAAUAUAAUAUUUAAUUUAAUUACCUCAGUAACCCUAUGGAGUAGGUGGUGGUAGUCUGGUUUUACAGAUGAAGAAGUUAAACUCAAAAAAUAGAGUUGUCCAGACUUUUACAGCUUAAAAAUGUCAGGUUGAGGGUUUUUUUUGUUGUUGUUGUUGUUUGUUUGCUUUUUUGGGUUUUUUUUUUUUUUUUUUUGUUUGUUUGUUUGUUUGUUUUGUGGUGCUAGGGCUUGAACCCAGGUCCUUGUGCAUGCGAAGCAAGCAUUCUAUCAGCUGAGCUAUAGCCUCAGCCCUUGGAAGUUUUUAAAGUAGGUUUGAGUCUAGAAUCUGUACCUAUUCUGCUACUGCCCUUGUUUUCUGUGUUAUAAUGUCAUAUUUUUGAAUUCUUGAACUUUAGCCUUAAAGCCGGAGCUCUCUAUUAAUCUACUGUAUACCUUACGUCAAGAGCCACAUAAUCAGACAUGUUGCCUGCUGCCAUGUUUCCCUGUUGCAUUGUUCCUGAUUGCUGGGAUGCCACCUGCUUACCUGACCUCUGUGACACUAAAGCCCACUUCUCUGGAUCCCUGCCGAUAGGCAUUUUCUAAUUGCCUAUCUGUAUUGCCACUCAUCAUUACUCUUAAGGGUUUUUUGUUUUGUUUUGUUUUCUUCUCUAAUUUCCCCUGCUUAGCCCUGUCACCACUUGCUUUUCAGUUUAUCAAGCUUUGUGAAGCUUGAGCAAAAUUUGCAAAAUUAUUUGGGAUGAUUUAACAUUUUUUUAUGUUAAAUCUUUUUUUAAAAAAAGUUUUUUGUAGUAGAUGAACCCAAUACCUUUAUUUUAUCUUUUAAUGUGGUGCUGAGGAUCAAACCCAGUGCCUCUCACGUGCUAGGUAAGUGCUCUAACAACUGAGCAACCCCAGCCCAAUGUUAAAUCUUAUCUUGGAGUUUUAUAUUAGUUUCCAUAAAAGUGCAUUUGACCAUUAGUUUAGACCUUUCUAAUUUCCUAGUGUAGCCAGUGUGGUCUGACAUGCAUAUUUGAUCAAAAUUUUCUAUUAUCUCUUCAUCUGCCUGUGAAACAAAUGAAGGGAUUUUCCAAGGAGUUCAGAAUUAUUUGAAAAAUACCAAUUUUAUAAGUAAUGUUGAAGGUGGGCACAGUGGUUCACUCCUGCAAUCUCAGCUACUCAAGGAGGCUGAGGCAGGCAGAUUGCAAUGUCAAGGCAAGCCUCAGUAACUUAAUGAGCCCUCCAUCUCAAAAUAAAAAAUGAAAAGGAGCCAGGUAUGGUGGCACAUGCCUGUCAUUCCAGUGGCUUGGGAGGCUGAGGCAGAAGGAUUGCGAGUUCAAAGCCUGCCUCAGCAAUUUAGCCAGGUCCUAAGUAACUCAGUGAGACCUUGUCUCUAAAUAAAGAUAUAAAGAAGGGUUGGGGGUGUGGCUCAGUGGUUAAGUGCCUCUAGAUUCAGUCCCUGGUACAAAAAAGAAGAAAAGGGCUAGGGAUGUAACUCAGUGGUGGAGUAUCUUUGGUUCAAUUCCCAGUAAUGAAACAAAAAAUGAAAAUAAUGUUAGUGUCAUUUUUGCUGGUUUCUUUUUUAGAUAUUUCUUUAUUGUAUAGAAGCAAAUAUCAUUAUAGACUUCAGAGAUUCUUGAAUUGUUUUAUUUGCAUUGUAAUGAAAUCUCUACUUGGUUUAUUUACAUGUCCCACUUAUCUUUCUUUUUCCAGUCCAACAACAGUCAGUUACAGUCGCUUACUACAGAAGUACUAGGAAAUGGGGUAUCUUCUCUGAGAAGCGUUUUGUGACUUGGAAAAAUUGUUGCAGAUCUUGUGUGGACAGUAAUGACCUCACGUUUCCGAUUGCCUGCUGGCAGAACCUACAAUGUACGAGCAUCAGAGUUGGCCCGAGACAGACAGAAUACAGAGGUGGUUUGCAACAUCCUUCUUCUGGAUAACACUGUACAAGCUUUCAAAGUUAAUAAAAAUGAGCUGGGACAAGUUUUGUUGGAUAUAGUCUUCAAGCAUCUUGAUUUGACUGAACGAGACUAUUUUGGUUUACAGUUGGCUGAUGAUUCCACAGAUAACCCAUCUUCUUUAUUUAUUUUUCAGAGGUGGCUGGAUCCAAACAAACCAAUAAGGAAGCAGCUAAAGAGAGGAUCUCCUUACAGUUUGAACUUUAGAGUCAAAUUUUUUGUAAGUGACCCCAACAAGUUACAAGAAGAGUAUACAAGGUACCAAUAUUUUUUGCAAAUCAAACAAGACAUUCUUACUGGAAGAUUACCCUGUCCUUAUAAUACUGCUGCCCUUUUAGCUUCAUUUGCCAUUCAGUCUGAACUUGGAGACUACAGUCAGUCAGAAAACUUGCCAGGCUACCUCUCAGAUUAUUCUUUCAUUCCUAAUCAACCUCAAGAUUUUGAAAAAGAAAUUGCAAAAUUACAUCACCAACAUAUGGGCUUAUCUCCUGCAGAAGCAGAAUUUAAUUACCUGAACACAGCACGUACCUUAGAACUCUAUGGAGUUGAAUUCCACUAUGCAAGGGAUCAAAGUAACAAUGAAAUUAUGAUUGGUGUGAUGUCAGGAGGAAUUCUGAUUUAUAAGAACCGGGUACGAAUGAAUACCUUUCCAUGGUUGAAGAUUGUGAAGAUUUCUUUUAAGUGCAAACAGUUUUUUGUUCAGCUUAGAAAGGAAUUGCAUGAAUCUAGAGAAACACUACUGGGAUUUAAUAUGGUGAAUUACCGAGCUUGUAAGAAUUUGUGGAAAGCAUGUGUAGAACAUCACACAUUCUUCCGUUUGGACAGACCACUUCCACCUCAAAAGAAUUUUUUUGCACAUUAUUUUACAUUAGGUUCAAAAUUCCGGUACUGUGGGAGAACUGAAGUCCAGUCAGUUCAGUAUGGCAAAGAAAAGGCAAAUAAAGACAGGGUAUUUGCAAGAUCCCCAAGUAAACCUUUGGCACGGAAAUUAAUGGAUUGGGAAGUAGUAAGCAGAAAUUCAAUAUCUGAUGACAGGUUAGAAACACAAAGCCUUCCAUCUCGAUCUCCACCUGGGACUCCUAAUCAUCGAAAUUCUGCAUUCACACAAGAGGGAACCCGAUUACGACCAUCUUCAGUUGGUCAUUUGGUAGACCAUGUGGUUCACACUUCACAAAGUGAAGAUUUUGUGAGUCAGAGAUCUCCAUCAUCUACACAAGCUAAUAGCAUCAUUCUGGAAUCAUCACCAUCACAAGAAACACCUGAAGAUGGGCAACCCCCAGCUUUACCACCUAAACAAUCUAAGAAAAAUAGUUGGAACCAAAUUCAAUACUCACAUUCUCAGCAAGAUCUGGAAAAUCAUACUAAUGAAGCAUUUGAUAUACCAUCUUCCCCUGAAAAAUCUACUCCUAAUGGUGGUAUUCCACAUGAUAAUCUUGUUCUAAUCAGAAUGAAACCUGAUGAAAAUGGAAGGUUUGGAUUCAAUGUAAAGGGAGGAUAUGAUCAGAAGAUGCCUGUAAUUGUGUCCCGAGUAGCACCAGGAACACCUGCUGACCUCUGUGUCCCUCGAUUGAAUGAAGGGGACCAAGUUGUACUAAUUAAUGGUCGGGACAUUACAGAACAUACCCAUGAUCAAGUUGUCCUAUUUAUUAAAGCUAGCUGUGAAAGACAUUCUGGGGAACUCGUGCUUCUAGUUCGACCCAAUGCUGUGUAUGAUGUAGUGGAAGAAAAACUAGAAAAUGAACCAGACUUCCAGUACAUUCCUGAGAAAGCCCCACUAGAUAGUGUCCAUCAAGAUGACCAUUCCCUGCGGGAGUCAAUGGUCCAGCUAGCUGAGGGGCUUAUUACUGGAACGGUCCUGACACAAUUUGAUCAACUGUAUCGUAAAAAACCUGGAAUGACAAUGUCUUGUGCCAAAUUACCUCAGAAUAUUUCCAAAAAUAGAUACAGAGACAUUUCGCCUUAUGAUGCUACACGGGUCAUUUUAAAAGGUAAUGAAGACUACAUCAAUGCAAACUAUAUAAAUAUGGAAAUUCCUUCUUCAAGCAUUAUCAAUCAGUACAUUGCUUGUCAAGGGCCGUUACCACACACUUGUGCAGAUUUUUGGCAAAUGACUUGGGAACAAGGCUCCUCCAUGGUUGUAAUGUUGACCACACAAGUUGAACGUGGCAGAGUUAAAUGUCAUCAGUAUUGGCCAGAACCCACAGGUAGUUCGUCCUAUGGAUGCUAUCAAGUUACCUGCCAUUCAGAAGAAGGAAAUGCUGCCUAUAUCUUCAGGAAUAUGACACUGUUCAACCAAGAGAAAAAUGAGAGUCGUCAACUCACUCAGAUCCAGUACAUAGCCUGGCCUGACCAUGGAGUCCCUGAUGAUUCAAGUGACUUUCUGGAUUUUGUUUGUCAUGUACGAAAUAAGAGGGCUGGCAAAGAAGAACCUAUUGUUGUUCAUUGCAGUGCUGGAAUUGGAAGAACUGGGGUUCUUAUUACUAUGGAAACAGCCAUGUGUCUCAUUGAAUGCAAUCAGCCAGUUUAUCCACUAGAUAUUGUAAGAACAAUGAGAGAUCAACGAGCCAUGAUGAUCCAAACACCUAGUCAAUACAGAUUUGUAUGUGAAGCUAUUUUGAAGGUUUAUGAAGAAGGCUUUAUUAAACCCUUAACGACAUCGUCAAAUAAAUAAGAAAAGAUCUGAAAUACAUGUUGGAAAACUGCUAUUCAUUAUAUUUCAUUAUAUUCACUGUGCCAUGACACUGCUUGCAGGAAAUGGCAUCUCACAAAAAAACGAAGAACUAAAAAAAAAAAAGAACUUUGAAAACUUCAGCACUGUUGCACUUUAUGUUUUAAAAAAAAGUCAACCCUUCAGAAUCUAUAACUCAUGUGUUGGAAGACUAUUUCAUGCUUUGCUCCGAACAAAUAGUGAAUAACUGAGUAUGUUCAGGGUAAUUUAUGAAAAUUUGUGGUGGUGCCAUGCAGUCCCCUUCUGGUAGAAUUGCCACAAGCGAGGCUCAGAAUCCUCAUCAUCUUUGUUGUACACCUGUAUCUUGAAAGCAAAAAGAAGUAAAUAUCAGGAGUCA